GGUAGCGACGCGAGGUGCCCCAAGCUCGCUAGCUCUAGGAACAUUGCUUCGAGCUCCAUACAUUUUCUUUCGGUUCUCUACGUCUGCAGUUUGGUUGUGUACGAGUUCAAAAAUUAUUUCAAAAUUUUCGCCAUCAGGAAAAAAAAUAAAAUGUCGGACAAGCCGAAGCGUCCCAUGUCAGCAUACAUGCUAUGGCUGAACAGUGCAAGGGAACAGAUUAAAGCCGAUAAUCCCGGACUCAAAGUCACCGAAAUUGCUAAAAAAGGAGGCGAAAUAUGGAGGGCUAUGAAGGACAAGAGUGAAUGGGAAGAAAAAGCUGCUCAAGCAAAGGAACAGUACACAAAAGAUUUAGAAUCAUUUAACGCCAAUGGAGGUGGUGGUGAAGGUGGUGGCGGCGGCAAGAAGGCACAAAAGCGAGGCAAGAAGGGAAAGAAGGCGUCACCUGCCAAGGCCAAGAAGAAGAAGGAAGAGUCUGAAGAUGAAGAUGGUGGUGAUGAUGAUGAAGAAGAAAGCGAAUGAUCUCCCAAAACAAUGCAUUUCUGUUCAUAUUGAAUAAUUUACUCGGACUUAAUUUAUUACAUAAUGUACGACUGACUUUCCAAAGUCUGUAUUACAUUCACACAAAUUUUUUGGCAUCUUUUUUUAGAGAUUUAUUAUGAAUGAUGCAAUUUUUUCAAUAUGUAUUAUAAUUUGGUCAAUAUGAUACGAUUUGUUGAUAAUUUUGACAAUGUUAUUUACUAAUUUAAUAACAUUAUUUCUAGUAUUGAAUAGGUUUAAGAGUGCAGAAUUUGGAAAGAAUCAGCGCAGGCUAAGGUCUAGAUUUCUAAGCCUCGAAAAAAAUAAUGUAUAAGUGUUAGUAUGUAUCAAAUGGGGAAUUGUACAGUUAGCCCUCCCUCGUUAAGUUCGCUGUGACCGGAUGCUCACCUUUGAUAUGUACCUUGAAUGGUUUCAUCAAAACUAUGUCUUCUACCUUUCAUUCUGCAGUAAAAGCUGUGCUUUGCCAUAAUUUUUUUUUGCUAUAUAUAAUUUACUUUGUGUGUCAGGGACAUAAGUUUUGGUUAAACUGUAUCAACAUGUAAAAUUAGAGACAAUUUCAUUAACGAUGGCUUAUUGUUAAUUAAAACCUACCUCUGUCAUUGUAAAUUUCAAUACUAAUAAUGGUACCAAACUUAAGCUAAGAACUUCUCGGAAAUUGUCACCGAGUUGAGCAAUUUAAAUAAUUUAGGAAAUUGAUGUGUAUGUUGUAUUUUUAGUUAGUUUAGGUAGGUUUCAAUGUGAUUAGUCUCUCAAAUUUUACAUUUGUGUUAUUUUGUAAAUGAGAAUAGCAUUCCUCAUGUCAAUAUGGAUUUUACAUGUUCAAUAAAGUAAUUUCAUAUAAAAUUA
Colias croceus (clouded yellow) is the source of this 1383-nucleotide messenger RNA. Its product is annotated as high mobility group protein D-like. The record is from RefSeq and is a predicted model, not a curated record. The transcript has 4 exons. Lineage: Eukaryota; Metazoa; Arthropoda; Insecta; Lepidoptera; Pieridae. The coding region runs from base 151 to 519 and encodes 122 amino acids. Gene Ontology annotation, molecular function: transcription cis-regulatory region binding.